Messenger RNA from Drosophila elegans, 590 nucleotides. RefSeq names its product general odorant-binding protein 19a (gene Obp19a). The transcript has 3 exons. Lineage: Eukaryota; Metazoa; Arthropoda; Insecta; Diptera; Drosophilidae. Gene Ontology annotation, cellular component: extracellular region. Gene Ontology annotation, biological process: olfactory behavior; sensory perception of smell. The record is from RefSeq and is a predicted model, not a curated record. Gene Ontology annotation, molecular function: dibutyl phthalate binding; odorant binding. Bases 19 to 459 code for a protein of 146 amino acids.
UCUUGUCUCGUCUCGGCAAUGAAGUUCCCUUUGCUGCUGAUCUGUGUGGCCAUAUCCAUGGCCUUGCUGCCCGGAUCGAAGGCAGGGGUGACGGAGGAGCAGAUGCGGUCCGCCGGAAAACUGACCCGCGACGUCUGCCUGCCCAAGUAUCCCAAGGUCAGCGAGGAGAUAGCCGACAAUAUUCGCAACGGAAAUAUUCCCAACAGCAAGGACACCAACUGCUAUAUCAAUUGCAUCCUGGAAAUGAUGCAGGCGAUCAAGAAGGGUAAGUUCCAGGUGGAGGCGACCCUCAAGCAGAUGGACAUCCUGCUGCCGGACAGCUACAAGGAGGAGUACCGCAAGGGCAUCAGCCUGUGCAAGGACUCCACCGUGGGCCUGAAGAACGCCCCCAACUGCGAUCCCGCCUACGCCCUGCUCUCUUGCCUCAAGAGCAACAUCAAGGUGUUCGUGUUUCCCUAGGAAAUCGGAUACCAUCCCCCUGGCCGAACACAAUAGAUGAAUCAGAUAAAUCAUAUCAGAUCAGCAGUUAAAGCAGAUAAGGUCCCAUUGAAAGCACUCGAUCAAUAAAGGUUGAACCGGCAUAUACCUAU